CCGGGACUCAAUCGACUUAUUAGCGUUCCUCAUAGCAGAAUACGUUGCUGCGCUCUGUGACUCAAACUAUACUUUAGUUUAGCGACUGCAACCACCUACUUGAUAUAUUAUUCGAGUUCACCUGCGAAGACUCUUGUAGUAUAUGUCUAGGCAAUGGGCGUACCAUAUCGAGCAGUCACCACGUUGGCGGUAUUAGUGGCGUUGGCAGCAGUUUUCCUAUCAUCCAAACCACCCGCCACAUCCGACAGUUCAUUUUCUCCAAUUCCGGGCAGAAAUGGCACUGUUCUAUUUUUCAUUAACACUGAAUAUGGCCUCAGCAAUGUGCAUCUGGCAACCGCUAGUGGACUCCUAGAGAAAUAUCCGUGUACUGAGAUUCACGUUGCAUCUUUUCCUCGAACAGCCUCGAAGUUGCGAAAGCUAUCCACUUUGGCGCGGCGCAAGUCACCCGCCACGAGAAACAUCUACUUUCAUGAACUCCCUGGACCGGAAUAUUCAAAAGCAUUUUCGGCACGCCUCGGCACACACGGAAACUUCGUUCAUCAUCUUAUGCAUCCUCCUGGAAUGAAGGGGCUGGGUACCAUAACCAGCCAGGUCCAAGCUGCAAUAUCACCAUGGGAGGCCGAAGAUCACAUCAAGCUUUUUGACAAGGCAGAAAAUAUCAUCCAAGACGUUGAUCCGUCCGUUGUGGUCUUGGAUACAACCUUACGGCCAGCCAUCCAGGCUGCAUGGAAAAGCAACCGAACUCAUGCAUACAUCUCUCCAAAUGCACUCGUCGAUGCCUUUGCUGGCGACCAACCCUACUGGGGCUUUCUUUGGAAGUAUUCCCGAAUGGGUUCCGAUUUUCCUUUCCCAGUGCCAUGGCGGAAGAUUCCCGAGAAUAUCAUAGUUACAGCCGGGUUCAUAUAUUCAGUUCUUAUUCGAAACGACUUUCAAUCCACCAAGAAGCAGCUUGAAGCACACGGUAUCCAAGAUCCUGCCCGCUCUUCGCGUCUAAACAGGCCGUGGAUCGCACAGUACCUGCCCGGAGCGAGCAUUCCACUUGAUUUUAUCCCUCCUAAUGUUACUUGUACGGGACCCAUAGUACUUGAUGAGGUGCCAGCUAUAGAGCAAGACGCAGAAUUGACAGCCUGGUUAUCGAGAGCGCCAACAGUACUAAUAAACCUUGGCAGUUUAUUUACCUAUAAAGAGGAGCACGCAAAGACAAUGGCGCUGGCCAUUGCUAGUAUUCUUGCUGAAACUAAUGUACAGGUGAUCUGGAAGAUGAAAAAAGAAGGCGCUUACUCUGACGCCGACGUUUUUUUACCAGUCCAAAAAUAUAUCGAAAAGGGGCGACUUAAAAUCUCGGAGUGGUUGGGUGCUAAUCCUGUAUCUUUACUGGGGACUGGUCAUAUAAUCGCGUCUAUUCAUCAUGGAGGGGCAAAUUGCUACAAUGAAGCUAUCGCAGCCGGCGUACCACAGGUGAUUAUUCCCAUGUGGUUUGACUUAUACAACUAUGCCCAGCUAGCCGAAGAGAUUGGCGUGGGUGUCUACGCUACAAGAGGUACAGCCCCGAAUUGGACAGCUGAAGAUCUGCGUAGAAGCUUCCUGAAAGUUGUGGAUGGUGGACAAGACAGUCUUCGAAUGAGGAACAAGGCUAAAGAGCUUGGUGAAUUGGCUCAGAAAGAACCAGGGCGACUUACAGCGGCGAGAGAGAUCGCGCGCCUCGCAAGAUCAGAGUGUGUCUGAGACGUUACACUAGAGUACAGGACCUAUCCAGACAAGUAGGAGUCUGCUUCAUCGCGACAUUACGUGUUAGUGCAAUUGGUUGCGCCCUCUACUACCUACGCACCAGAGUCCGUACUCACACGUGGGUAGAUAAUGGGCCCCUAUUUAUGGACCGUCCCUAUUUAUCAGGCAAUAGUGUUUCUUGAGAACUAAAAUUCCGCAAAUGACUUGAACAGAUUG
Xylaria bambusicola is the source of this 1944-nucleotide messenger RNA. RefSeq lists its product as uncharacterized. Gene Ontology annotation, molecular function: UDP-glycosyltransferase activity. The record is from RefSeq and is a predicted model, not a curated record. Lineage: Eukaryota; Fungi; Ascomycota; Sordariomycetes; Xylariales; Xylariaceae. Bases 154 to 1725 code for a protein of 523 amino acids. The transcript is spliced from 3 exons.